Molecule: messenger RNA, 1206 nt
Organism: Lichtheimia ornata
Lineage: Eukaryota; Fungi; Mucoromycota; Mucoromycetes; Mucorales; Lichtheimiaceae
Product: allantoicase
Exons: 9
Coding region: 1-1206 (401 amino acids)
Biological process (GO): allantoin catabolic process
Molecular function (GO): allantoicase activity
Source: RefSeq, a predicted model, not a curated record
AUGGGCGGUAUUCAAAGUUGCUUUUCUCCUGCGCCCUAUGUUGAACUUAAAGCUAAUAAUGUCAACGACACCAUCCUCACCUAUUACACAAAUUUGGCAUCCGCACAGCUUGGCAGCACGUUAGUAUCAGCAUCCGACCAAUAUUACGGCAAUGCAAAGCAUAUGUUACGGGAUGAUAAUCCAACACCAAGCCAUCAAAGACGAGAUGGUACACACGAUGGUUGGCAAACAAGGCGACAUUUAAAAGACGCGUCUGCCAUCAUACGCUUAGGAAGCCAUGGCCAUAUCUAUGGUAUCGAGAUCAAUACAAUUGGCUUUGAUGAUGCAGCACCCAAUACUGCCACGGUGGAAGCCAAAAGAGAAAAGGCACCGCACGAGUGGGAUACCUUGCUAUCAGAUGUACCUAUCAAGCCAGAUUCCCAUAAUCUCUUUUUACUCGGCACGAGCGACCAUGUUUAUUCGGAAGUGAAACUCACCAUUUAUCCGGGUAGUGGUGUGGCACGUUUCCGAUGUUAUGGUGAUGCUGUGCCUUCAUGGGGAACAAACGUCCAUUCAGCCAAUUUAGCAUCAGCCAAGAAUGGUGCUAGAAUCAUUCGCUGGACCGAUAUCAAGCAUUCCAAUAACCCAAACAUCCUACUGGAUCACUCCAAGAGCGCCGAGGAUGGUUGGGAGACACCGCAUUCACGUACAAAUGCACGAAAUGACUUUAUUGUGGUUCAACUUGCCACACCAGGGAUCUUGAAUAAUGUUGUCGUCAGCACGGAACAUUUUAUUGGCAAUGCCCCCGAAUCGGUGUCUGUGGAUGGAUGUUAUAGCACAGAGGAGGAUCCUGCUUAUGAUUACUCUGCCAAUUGGGAAGAGCUUGUGAGCCAAGCACCCGUUGAAGCAAACAACAAGAAUAACAAAUUCCCCAUUGAUUCAAACCAAGUCUUUUCACAUCUUCGCCUUACGAUUCAUCCAGAUGGCGGUAUUCAACAUUUCUCCGCCAUGGGACGUCCAGCACCACCACCAGUAGAGGAGAAAAAGAAAGAAGUGGUGGAGGAAGAAGUGACAUCAGAGGAGGAGGAGGAGGAAGCAAAUGUGCCUCGUCAAACAAGGACAAGAACAGCAGCAGCAGCUAAAAGAAGAACACGAGCAGCUGCAGAGAAAGCUGUGGAAACCAUUCAGGACCUGGCACCUCGUAGGAAAAAGCAACGUAGUACUUGA